Molecule: messenger RNA, 1809 nt
Organism: Aspergillus terreus NIH2624
Lineage: Eukaryota; Fungi; Ascomycota; Eurotiomycetes; Eurotiales; Aspergillaceae
Gene: yap1
Product: putative bZIP transcription factor AP-1/Yap1
Exons: 3
Coding region: 1-1809 (602 amino acids)
Cellular component (GO): RNA polymerase II transcription regulator complex
Molecular function (GO): DNA-binding transcription activator activity, RNA polymerase II-specific; transcription cis-regulatory region binding
Source: RefSeq, a predicted model, not a curated record
AUGACCGACUACAACUCCCUGUACCAACAAGGCCUCUAUCUUUCUCCCGAUCAACAGAGUCUCUUGCUUGCUGCGCUAUCCUCCAACAACCCUUCUCAAAAACAGCCGCAAAAUCAGUCCAAAACCCCUCAACCCAAGUCCGAACCUGAGUCCACCCCGGCCCAGCCAUCCUCCGGCAGUUUUACCAUGUCUCCAGGGUUCAACCACUCCCGGAACCAUUCCGGCGGCCUUGGAUUCGGCGAUGAUGAGAGCCCUUUCCUCGACUUCAACCCGGAGCUCGAUUUCGACUUUCACGGCACCGAGAAUCUUAUCGGUGAUAUACCCGGAGUGCUUUCGGACGACCACGAACCCGGUGAGAAGCGCAAGGAUCUGGAGGGUCGUUCCGACUACGACAAUGAAGAAUCCGGCAAGAAACGGAGGGAAAGUGACGACAAAACGGCCAAGAAGCCGGGGCGCAAACCGCUGACUUCGGAGCCAACUUCGAAGCGCAAGGCGCAGAAUCGUGCCGCUCAGCGUGCUUUCCGUGAACGCAAAGAAAAGCACCUGAAGGACCUGGAGACCAAGGUCGAAGAACUGCAAAAGGCCUCAGACAACGCCAACCAGGAAAAUGGCCUGCUGCGGGCCCAAGUCGAACGUCUGCAAGUAGAACUCCGGGAAUAUCGCAAGCGCCUCUCCUGGGUGACGAGUGGCAACGGGCUUUCCGCUAUCAAUGCCAUUCCCGGAGCCCACUCCCGCGGAACGUAUGGCCUGAAUAACAACGACUUCAUGUUUGAUUUCCCCAAGUUUGGUGAUCUCCCUGGCUCGCACAUCUUCAACAACAACAACCAAUUGCAGAAGAUGAACCAGAACAAGCCCCAGGAAGGCCAGUCCCCCACCGCUCGGAGAUCCGAUUCCAACGUCCCGGGUGUUUUGAAUCGGGAUUCUCUCAACACCGCAAGGAAUGCCGGACUGUCCCCGCUUAAGACGAAUUCCCCUGCAGCCACCUCGGUCCCAUCAACCAGAGGCACCCCCAUCACUUCCCAAGGGUCCACCAGGAGCCCGGCUCUGCCCAAGCCUCUUUACCAUAGGGCGGCGACGUCGACAAACGAUGCGUCGAAUUCGGACUCUCCGUCAUCUUCGUCCGAUUCACAUCAAAGCCAGCUACUGUCCUCGAGCGGCACAUCGCCCGAGCCGUCGACCAACUCUCCAGCCAACAAGCCGCAGGACAACCACCAUCAUACCUGUACCUAUAACACCAUUGAUGGGCAGGAAUCCUUCUGCGCACAGCUGGGCCUCGCGUGCGGCAACAUCAAUAACCCUAUUCCAGCGGUGCGCAAUAAGAGUCCAAGCGUCUCAAACACUCCCGGCCAGGCCGGAGAAGCCGAACAGUUCCCCGGACUCGAUUCUCUGGCCCAGCAGAACGGAGGCCAAUUUGACCCGGUCCUGUUUGGCGACUGGCGGGAGCCCCAGGAUGCCAUCCUGUCUCAGGAUUUUGGCACUUUCUUUGACGAUGCAUUCCCCCUACCGGAUCUGGGUAGUCCUUCGCACAACUUCAGCGAGUUGGGACAUCAGCAACCAAAGAAAGACCUGAUUUCCCUGAUCGACGACAAGCUGGAUGAAGACGAGGUGGUUCCGGGAGAGGACAAGACCCAGAUGCUCAGCUGCACGAAGAUAUGGGAUCGUCUCCAGUCCAUGGAAAAGUUCCGCAACGGCGAAAUCGACGUCGACAAUCUCUGUUCGGAGCUCCGCACCAAGGCCCGUUGCUCGGAGGGUGGCGUGGUCGUGAACCAGAAGGAUGUCGACGACAUCAUGGGCCGCGCAACGCACUGA